This is a messenger RNA of Dermacentor andersoni, 684 nucleotides long. RefSeq lists its product as uncharacterized. Lineage: Eukaryota; Metazoa; Arthropoda; Arachnida; Ixodida; Ixodidae. The record is from RefSeq and is a predicted model, not a curated record.
AUGGAAGGAACAUCGACGUCUCUCUCGACCAUUACGCAAGGUACGGCCACAACGGCAACUCAGUACCUGUUGCAGAAUCUCCGAGUGCGGAAAGUCUUCCACGGGGAUAUCUUCGAGGAUGUAGAAGACUGGCUAGCCCAAUUUGAGCGCAUUGCUGAGAUAAACGAAUGGAGUGACGCGGCGAAGCUGAGAAAUGUCUACUUCAGCUUGGAGGACGGUCCUCGCACUUUAGUGCUGUACUUGAUUCUUCUUUUGUUGCUAUGGGGCGAUGUCGAGCUUAAUCCUGGACCUCUCACCGAAGCAGCAAUGGAGAAAAACGUCGAUCUUGAAAACAGAAGUCGCAGGCUUAAUCUUGUCUUCUAUGGAAUAGAUGACGGAAACCAUUCUGAAACGUGGAUUCAAUCAGAAAACUUGGUUAAAGAUAUUUGCAAAACUAACCUGGGGAUCGAACUGAAUUCGAUACAAAGGGCACACCGAGUAGGUCGUUACAGCGUUAGGUUCAAAAGGCCAGUCCUAGUAAAUUUUUCUUCAUAUAAGGAAAAACAGGACGUCUUGUCAAAUGCUAAUAAGUUCAAGGGGUCACCCUACAGUGUGGAUCAGGAUUAUUCAUCCGAUACCCGAGAAAUACGGAAGCAUCUGUGGGAAUACGCAAAAGUUAAAAAAGCGGACAGCAAAACAAGGUAA